Messenger RNA from Lycium barbarum (goji berry), 3569 nucleotides. Its product is annotated as F-box/LRR-repeat protein At3g03360-like. Lineage: Eukaryota; Viridiplantae; Streptophyta; Magnoliopsida; Solanales; Solanaceae. The transcript is spliced from 3 exons. Gene Ontology annotation, molecular function: protein binding. The record is from RefSeq and is a predicted model, not a curated record. The coding region runs from base 1653 to 3209 and encodes 518 amino acids.
AACUUUUGUCUUCAACAAGAAUUAAUUAAACACAAGAAUAUUGUUCUAUUUUCUUGUGUGGUAAUUCAAAAUUUAACUUAAUCCAGCUUUGGUCCGUGUUAGUAAAUUAACUCGGUAAUAAGUAAGACUUCGUUGGUUGAUUUAGUAUAUCCGGCUAAUGUAUAGUAUAUGUAUCGUCAAUGUAUAAUAUAUGUAUAUUGGCUAGCGACUGUAGAUAUUUACCCGAGCAGCCAAAUGUGUAACUCCCCCAAAUUUAGUUUCUUCCGCUGAUACAAAACUUAUGGACACUGUUUUUUAACCAACACAUGGAAAUUUUCUUAUUUCCUAUAUGGCCAUAAUUUCAUGUAUUUUUUCUCUAUGAUAUUAAAGGGACUUAUACUAGAGUUUUCACGUUUUUACAUGAACUAAUUAAUAUUCUUUUUAUAUAAAGAGACAAUGCUAAACCAGUGUCGCUAACUACAUUACUUUUUUGAAUGACGAUGAAUUAAAACUUUAAUAAGGAAAUAACUAAGAAAACUCUACUUUCACUGUAUAUUUCUUUGCAAUAUAAGCUAAUUUUAGUAUUUGGUGUUUGUCACUUUUUUUCCUCGGAAAAUAUCUCUCAGCUUCGUUGAUAUAAUUUCUUCCAUAUUCAAGUGAGACUUUUGGAAAAAAGGUUUCAUGUGAACGAUACUUGCACAUGGGUUAGUCGAUCCUAAGGUUAGGGAACCUCGAUAAAUUGAGUGCUUAUAUAUAAGUACUUUGAAAGAGAAUUGAGUUAAAAUUUCUGAACCAAGACGUGGUGUUGACGACUAUGUUAGGGACUUCGGCGUCGCCGGGGCCUUGGGAAAAGUUAUAUUUUCUGUUGGACAGUCUGCCCACCCCGAAACGGAAAUAAAGGGGACAGUCUGCCCACCCCGAAACGGAAAUAAAGGGGCCUCAACAUCCUCAUACCUGAGACAUUUAUGAACUCAGUAACUAGCACUAUCAAAGUAUGCAUUGUUGGCUUAAAGUUGAUCAGCUUGGGCUACUAGGAACUACUAAGUUCACUUCUAGUGACAUUUGUGCUCAUUCUCUUCUUGUUGUACUAUGUAAUAACUUGAUAAUUAGAGUAGUAAGGUGCAGUAAGCACACGACUACUGUUAAGAAAUUUAACUUGAUCGAUCAUUAACUUCAUCCGUAACUUGCUUAAAUUCUAGGCCAAGAUAUAAAUGCUGAAUCUCAGAUCCUCUGGAAGUAGGGCAUUUUAAAGUAGCAUUUGCGAGUAAUACAUUCCCCAAUAUUUAUACUGCACGAGGGUGCAAGAGUAAAUGACCUAUUUUGUCGUUCCCGUAGUAAAGCAUAUUUAUAGCUCUUUUCCAUUACUUACUGGGAAAUAAAUGGCAUUUUGGACGUGUAUUAUCCUCUCUCCGCCAUGUUGAAAAUGCACUCCUUUCUAAAAAUGGCAGAAAUAGUGUUUAUUAGUUACUUUUCGAUCUAUUUUUGAAAAUUUAUCAUUAUUAUGAUAUUCCAAAUUUGCUAAGUAAAAUUUAGGCCGUUCACUAGUUAUAUUCCGGUCCUAUAUUUGAAACUAAUGUCGGGUUAAACCGGAGAAGUGGAGAAAAGUCAAGACCGGAGACUCCAAAAUAUAAACAAGAUUUAGGAAAUUCCCAAACCCUUUCCCUCUUGAAAUCAUGGAUUCGCGUCAUUCCAGCAAAAAUGGCGGCUCUAAUAGUAGGAGCAAUUUGAGAGAUUCAAUGUCGAAGAAGCAAAAGAACGGUGUCGGUGAAGUUGAUAAAACCCUAGAUGAUCGUAUUAGUGAAUUACCGGACGCACUCCUCGUACAAAUUCUAUCUCUUUUGCCGACUAAAGACGCUGUCGCAUCAUGUGUUCUCUCAAACAGGUGGCGUUAUCUUUGGAAUUCAAUUCAUAAUUUCCAUUUCGCUGGUAGUAAUUACUACAAUAAAGUAGAAAAUUUCGUAUCUCUUGUGGAUCACGUUUUGACUCAUUGCACUUGUUCCAAAAUAAAAAAAUUCCAACUCGAUUUACCUGAGAAUCCUGAGUGGAACUUUGAUUCGAAUAUCAGCCAAUGGAUUAAUUUUGCUGUGGAAAGAGAAGUGGAAGAUGUUGUAUUGUGUUCAUAUGAUGAAGAUGUCACUUUUGAAUUGCCUAUAUGUAUCUGCACUUGUUCCUCAUUGAUUACAUUGGAUUGGAGGUGUUGCGUGCUUGAUAAUGAAUCGGUCAUAGAGUGGAAGUCUCUGAAGAGCCUAAAGUUGGAUUAUAUUUUUGUAGAUGAUGAUGAUCUCGCGAAGAUACUGUUAGGUUGUCCUGCUUUGGAAACUCUGGAGUUGUCUUUUUUCGAUGGUUUUCGUCGUCUAGAAAUCACUUCUUCAAAUUUGAAGAGACUAACGUUGGCGCGUCACUGGUGGUUUUAUGGCAGAGUUGAGGAUCCUUUGGAAAUUAUUGCCCCGUAUCUUCAGCAUUUGGAGAUUUUAGGAGACCUUGAAUAUCUCAAGUGUAGGCUAGUAGAUGUCUCCUCUUUGGUUACCGCCAGACUCACUUUUAACAUUACAUGUAUCACUAAUAUCGUGGAGGUUAAUCUUAACGCCCAGCACGACGGUUGUGGUGAUUAUCAUCAAGAUUUUAGAAACCUUGUUCUGGACUAUCUUCAAAAACUGAGUUAUGUAGCUGAGCUAACAAUUGGAUGGUGGUUAGCAGAGGUCGUGUUCAUGUUGCGACUCAAAGGAGCGUCGCUACCAAAAUUGAAAUGCAAAUGUUUAAUUUUAGAGAUGUAUGUGACAAAGUAUAAUUUGUAUGGAGUAGCUAGCCUUUUGCGGAACUCACCUCUUCUGGAGACACUCAACAUACACUUGAGAGUUGGACCCCUUCAUGAUUUCCGUUGCCCACUUGAGCUAAGGUAUUUGGCCAAUGUCAAUUAUAUCGAUUUGCAGUGUUGGUUUUCAAACAUCAUGUUUCCCAAUCUCAAGAAUGUUAAGAUUGUCGGCUGCAUAGGGGUAUGUUUGAAGCGGUUUGGAAGGGGCAACGAUAAGCUCUUCGAACUUUCAAAGUUUCUACUAAAGAAUGCAUUGACUUUGAAGAAGUUUGUCAUCGUAUCAGAGAAGAGAAUAUGCAGUAAAUGUUCAGAGAGCUGUGUGUCCCAAUAUUUAUCACGAUUGGCUAAGAAAUUGUUUGAUUGCCCAAGAUCAUCUAAGAAGUUUGGGAUUACUUACGAAGAGUCUGCUUUGGAAUGACUAGACUGGAACUGAUUUUGUUUCAUUAGCAAUACUAUAAAUGUCACCUUAUAUUGUAGCUUUUGAUUUACUGCAGAUGUAAUUAUGAACUUGCGGCGGUACAAAUGAUAUUGCUGCUUGGUUUCUCAUGAUUCAUCUUCGUUUGUUGCACUCUAGACGUUGCAUAUGUGUUUAGAAUUUUCUUGUUACUGUUGUUUUCUUGGAACUGUCAACAUCGACAAACCUACAAGCGACAUGUUUCUAUGCUAACAAACAUUAUUUGGGAUUUUGUCCUUAACUUCAACAAACUGUGGCCUGAGGAGCUUUGCACAAAAUUAUCGCUAUGUGAUAUGUUUAGGAUGUCCUGCAACAUUAUUUCCA